AUGGGAACAGUAGGUGAAAAGGCCAAGGUAUCCCUGGAAGUUCGUGAGGUUAGAAAUGCCAGUGAUGAGGAUGUGAAUGAUCCAACAUCAAAGGAUUUCAUCCGAUUCAUGUCAGCAAAGCAAGGGAAUGACGGUACAACUAUUUAUGUACAUGAUCACACGUUACGGAAGACGAAAGUCAACGAAACGCGGUCAGUCGAAUUUCUUCUCUUCUAUAAACAAUUCGUGCUGAUCCAGAACUGUUACGAAAAAUUGAAUGGUCCGAAAUUGACGAGGUUUAUCGCACCCAUCGUGAGGAAACACGAGAUCUUGCCUUUCAAUUAUUCUGCUCGGAAAGCGGCUAUAUGCGAUUUUUCCCUGGUAGAGCUUUGUAAACAAAUUUUUGCGGAAAUCGUUAUAUUGUUUUUUUUCACAGCUGCGUCAUGGUUCUGGGAUAAUCAUGUAGAGCAUCUGGAUUUAUUCGACUGCAGGAAUACGCAGUGGUACAUCAACGCAGCGACAAAUUCGAAAAACGUAGUGAUUAUGUUAGAUAUGUCGGGUUCAAUGUUGGGUCAA
This is a messenger RNA of Strongylus vulgaris, 555 nucleotides long. NCBI's taxonomy places the organism in Eukaryota, Metazoa, Nematoda, Chromadorea, Rhabditida, Strongylidae. The record is from the annotation of a GenBank genome assembly.